Molecule: messenger RNA, 7087 nt
Organism: Cavia porcellus (domestic guinea pig)
Lineage: Eukaryota; Metazoa; Chordata; Mammalia; Rodentia; Caviidae
Gene: Pggt1b
Product: protein geranylgeranyltransferase type I subunit beta
Exons: 9
Coding region: 569-1702 (377 amino acids)
Biological process (GO): protein geranylgeranylation
Cellular component (GO): CAAX-protein geranylgeranyltransferase complex
Molecular function (GO): CAAX-protein geranylgeranyltransferase activity
Source: RefSeq, a predicted model, not a curated record
UCUGUGCAUAUACUUUUAAACGAUUCCUGGCAGGACCAGGAAAAUUUCAGAACUUUUGAGGUGUUGAUAACUUAAUAAAUAUCUGACAUCUCCGCAGUUUUAAUUUGUAGGUUUAAUUACCCUGUCUGCAGUUUACAACUAUUGUCCUUCAAAAAUGAGUCUAUCAGCGAACUUAUACUGAACUGUUACUGUUUUCAUAGCUACCCCUUUCAUUGUAUAAGGCCAGUAUUUUCUCAGACCAAAUUUAAAGCUCUUGUUCUUGCUCCUUUCAAAUAGACGAAGACAAACAUUCGGACCUGGGAAUCUGUGGGCUGGGCUUCAUAAAACCUGGAAAGUGUUCCAAACUUUUGGGGGUUAAUGUAUAAAAGGAUGGGAUCAUACACUGCCUACGCAAAAAUAAGCAAGAUGAAGAACCGUGACGAGGUUUUCAGUGGGCCGCACAGUUUCAGUCAUCAACCAGGUGGUUGUAGCCCACGCCUACCCAGCUCCUCGGAAUCUCGGGUGGGCGAGCGUGCACGCCCCUCGCCGAGUGCUUCCGGGUAACGGCGGAAGUAACUUCCGGAGCAGCAUGGCGGCCACUGAGGAUGAGCGGCUGGUGGGGAGCGGCGAGGGAGAGCGACUAGACUUCUUGCGGGACCGACACGUGCGGUUUUUCCAGCGCUGCCUUCAGGUUCUGCCAGAGCGUUAUUCUUCGCUCGAGACCAGCAGGUUGACAAUUGCAUUUUUUGCGCUCUCUGGACUAGAUAUGUUGGACUCCUUAGAUGUGGUGAACAAAGAUGAUAUAAUAGAAUGGAUUUACUCCCUGCAGGUUCUUCCCACAGAAGACAGAUCAAAUCUAAAUCGCUGUGGCUUCCGAGGCUCUUCGUAUCUGGGUAUUCCAUUCAACCCAUCAAAGAGUCCUGGCACAGCUCAUCCAUAUGAUAGUGGUCACAUAGCAAUGACCUACACUGGCCUUUCAUGUUUAGUUAUUCUUGGAGAUGAUUUAAGCCGAGUAAAUAAAGAAGCUUGUUUAGCGGGUUUGCGAGCCCUUCAACUGGAAGAUGGAAGUUUCUGUGCAGUACCUGAAGGCAGUGAAAAUGACAUGCGAUUUGUGUACUGUGCUUCCUGUAUUUGCUAUAUGCUCAACGACUGGUCAGGCAUGGAUGUGAAAAAAGCCAUCAGCUAUAUUAGAAGAAGUAUGUCCUAUGACAAUGGGCUGGCACAGGGAGCUGGACUUGAAUCUCAUGGAGGAUCCACCUUCUGUGGUAUUGCAUCCCUAUGCCUAAUGGGUAAACUAGAAGAAGUUUUUUCAGAAAAAGAACUGAACAGGAUAAAGAGGUGGUGUAUAAUGAGGCAACAAAAUGGUUAUCACGGAAGACCUAAUAAGCCAGUGGACACCUGUUACUCAUUUUGGGUGGGCGCAACUCUGAAGCUUCUGAAAAUUUUCCAGUACACUAACUUUGAGAAAAAUAGAAAUUACAUCUUAUCAACUCAAGAUCGCCUUGUAGGAGGCUUUGCCAAAUGGCCAGACAGUCAUCCAGAUGCUUUGCAUGCAUACUUCGGGAUCUGUGGCCUGUCACUAAUGGAGGAAAGUGGGAUUUGUAAAGUUCAUCCUGCUCUGAAUGUAAGCACACGAACUUCUGAACGCCUUCGUGAUCUCCAUCAAAGCUGGGAAUCCAAGGACUCUAAACAAAGCUCAGAGGAUGUCCAUGACUCCAAAUGACUUACUUUAAAUGGGGAGGUAGGGGUGGUAGGGGUUUGUAGCAUAACUGUAGCUCAAGGUUAAAAGCCAUGUAUAAUCAUGUGUGCUCUGUUUUUUAAGGGGUAGAGUUACAAUCAAAGCUUGUACUGAUACCACUUGAUAUGGUCUCAAGCCAGUAACCUUUGUACUAGGUUUCAAGAAAAUCUUUGUGAAGUUUGAACCACAGUGGAUUCUAUUAUGGCUCAUAAAUGUUUAUACUGUAUUUCUAAGAAGUUCUUUGAGGAAAACAAAACUAUAUAUGUAGGUUAUCUUUUUUUAAAACCCUUCAGUACAAAUUUUAUCUUAUAAAAUGAACACAAAUCUUCAAAACAAGUUUACAGUUCAAAUAGCAUUGAUAAUCUUCAGGUGAGCCCUUAGAGAAUAUUUAAAAAUAUUGACUAAUAAUGGUAAAAAUUUGCUUUAAUGAAUUAAUCAUGUAACAUUAUUAAUUGAAAACAAAUGAUCAUAUAAUUUUUUUAAAGAAUGAUGUAUUUUGUCUAAAGUGUGCCAAUUAAACUUAUGUGACUUAUAUAAAUGAAAGUAAUAACUUCGUAGUAAGAAUAAAUAGGUUUAACUAAUACGAUAAUUUUCUAGAGAGAAGUCUAUUAUGUAUUAUAGGGGAAGUAAUUGAAUUAUCUGUGAUACUAUGAAUGAGAAAGUUUUAUUGUGUCAGUGUCCUUAAUUAGACAUUGCUGGGGUGAGUAUCAGUUAACUCUUUAAAAUCUCAAUCAUUAGUUGCCUUUUGUGGACACAAAGAAGUGAGUCUUUCUUAUCUAGCAGGAAAGACAUUUAGUGUUUCUGUUUGUUUUUCUGAGAUUUGUGAUACUAUAAACUGUACUUUUAUAGCUGAGUUAUUUUUAGCCAUUUGGGUUAUUUCUUUUUUUUUAUUUCAUUGCCACCAGUUUGUCAGCCAGUCUAAUUUCAAACUAUUGGGUUGAGCAUCCCUAGUACAAAAAUCCGAAAUCUGAAAAGAUCAACAUUCAAACUUUGGCACUAAAAGUGGAAAAUUCCACAUUUGACCUUAUGUGACGGGUCAUAGUCAAAACAGAGGGACCCAAAAUAGAUUAUAGAAAAUUGCCUUCAGCCAUGUGUGUGAGUAAUGAAUGAAACAUGAAUUUAUUCUGUAUUUAGACUUGGGUCUCAUCUUCAGGUGUGUGUAAGUAAAUAUUUUAAAAUUUUAAAGCCAUUUAAAAUCUCAAACACUUCUGAAAUGGUCCCUAUCAUUUUGAAUAAGAGAUACUCAGCCUGUAAUAAUUGCAUAAUUUUUUUCAAAGUAAGUAAAUAAAAACAUGUAAAUACAAAAAUAAAACCAGUCAAGUAAAUUCAGUGGUACAACUUCACACAUAGUCACAUAUUUUUAUAAUUCCAGAUCAGUGGGAGGGAAAGGUAACCCUUUAAGAGGGUAAUAACUAGGGUUUCACUUUGCUUACUGGUUUGUUUUGUUCUUAAUUCUAUGAACUGGCUAAUCAUAAAAGAGAUGGUAUAAAAUCUCUUCAUUAGUAACCAGCUUGUCAGAUCACAUCCUUUGUGUGAUGGCAUUCAGAAGUUUGAGUCUCAUACUGAAAAGGAGAAGGAAAUCUCACUGAAGGAACUGGGUUUAAGUUAGUCUUGGUAAAAUUAAAAUUGAAUUAUUUUAUGGAUGUCAAUAUAAAAAUUAUAUCAGAUUGUAACAUUUUAAAUUUAUUUCCUAAAUUAGAGGGAAAAUACCCUAACAUAAUCAUUCUUCCCAAGGGAAAUCUAGUAUAUACUUAGAAAAGUGCUUGUUAUUGGCAUGCUUAGUUUAAUGCUGAAUUGUAAAGGCAACUAUUUUUUUAACUUUUAAUGUUAAAAAAUGUUAAUAGGUCUGGGAUGAUGCUCAGUGGUAGAGCACUUAACUAGCAUGUGUGAGGCCCUGGGUUCAAUCCUCAGCACCACUAAAAACAAUUUUUUUUAAAAUUACAAAUCUUCCAAAGAUGAAAAAGUAGGAUUAACAAUAUGUUAUCUUUCCACAGAUUAUUACAUCUGUAUCUCAAACUAAGCCAUCCUUUAGACACUGAGAGUUAAAACAACUUGUGUAUAAUGACUUUAGGAGUUUAUAAAGCCCACAUUGUUUUUUCUGAGUUACCCUAUGAGAUUAAAAGGUAAUAAAAUAAUAUUAAUUAUGUUUAUGAAUGAAAGUUAGAAAAUAAUUCUAGCUCAAGUAAUUCAUAAAACUAUUACAUAUUUUUUAACUCCUUGAGUAAUUUAAUAGCAAAGGAAUAUUAGUGAUAGAAUUGUUCUAGUUGAUAUACUUGGGAUUCAGACCCUUCGGAAACUUUAUGGACCAGUGAAUGUUCAUGUUUCACAGAAACAUUGACCAAAAAAUACUAGGACUUUAUGGAUUGUGGAAAAAGCUCUUCUUGUUUCUAAAUAGUUACUUAGAAGAAAAAUAUUUAUUAAUAAAUUAUAAGCAAUAUUCCACAUAUAUGCUCCAUCCUUUAGCAGUAGUGACAUAAUAAGAAAAGACUCACCAUCUCAAACAACUGUCCCCUAGUCUAACUUCUCCCCUUCCUGCUUAGCAGUAUUUUUUUUAUAACAAGAAAAGCUGCUGUUAACCUAUUUAUCAUGUACAGUGUUUUUAGAGUUGACCAGUGAUACAUAUUUGGUAUUUGUUAGAUUCUUACUUAUAAGUAAAAUAAAGUCAAAUAGAUGGUGCUGAUAGUGGUCAUAGUUUGAUAACUGUUGGACCUGAACAUAGUUAAUAGACAGUGAGGAAGCAGCAGCAGCACUGGAAUCAGACGAGCUGCUUUACAUCCCGCAUGUGCCAGUUCAACAGGAAAGUAGUAAAACAGCUCACCAGGUUGAUAGAGGACUAAAUGAGACAGUGCAUAAGAAGCAGGUAGCAGAGUAUCUGAAAUAGAGCAAAUGCCUAGUCAUGCUUUCUGUCAUAAUUCUCAUAAAGUUAGUGUAAAACCUCUUUUCUACAAUAAAGGUCUUCACAGUUUAAACUCAGGGAACGUGAUAGCAGUACAGUAAUUUAAUCUACUUAUAAAAACACAGAAUAACUAGGACAGCCACAGACAUUGUCUACAGAACAGGAUGACAAAUUAUGAAUCUUAAAAUACAAAUAAAUGAGAACAAACCAUACCCAUAGCGUUUCUGCAUUUUUGUGGAAGUAGAAGACAACUGGUUUGUAAAGCCUCAAGCUGUAGAACUGUAUUACCCAGUUUCUCACUGCAAAGUACAGUAGGCCAGUCUGAGAACCCUGCUGAAAGUGGGAAGGGUUUCCACCUUCAGGGGUUAAAGCUGUACGGUAAGAUCUGAUGACAAAUGAGAGCUGUCUGAGCCUCAUACUAUACUAUGUUCCUCUUGAAAUUCAUGAGAGAGCCCAGAACUGGGGAGAAAUUGCUACAAGUAAAAUCCAGAUUGAACAGGACAAGUGCAAUAUGACAGAAGGAAGAAAGAAAUGGCCAAGGUAAAUGUUGGAAGGAAGGCCAGUAGGCACAUUAAUGUGGACAUGCAUAAUCAUGCAAAUCACUGUGAAAAAAAAAAGGUAGCUCUAGCUCCAUGGAACUAGAAGAGGCAGUAUCUAGAGACAGAAACUGGAGUGUCCCUUCAUGCUAAAAGCACAAAAAAAUCCAUUUCCACUUAAAAAAAUGAGCAGGAUUGCAGUUCUCAAAGUUAGUGUAAGAAGAAAAUAAGUAGCUCCCCACGCCCAAAAGACAAAAAACACUUGCAGAGACAUGACUAAAAGACAGAUGAAAAUGUAAUACUUCAAAAGUAGUUAACAGUAGGAAGUUAAUAGUAAUUUAUUGUGCUGUCAGGAACCUUAAAACCUACAGUAUGAAAUAACAGUAACAAAAAACAAGCAGAAAUUAGUCCAGAUCAAAAGUAAAAGAAUUAAUAGAAAAAUCAAAAAAGUGGAACCUACCUGUAAUUCAAAAGCUGGUUUUUUGGUAGAGCUGGCGGGCGGAACUCAGAGACAAACUGCCACCUAACCUAUGUAAGAACAAAAUGAGAAGCACAACCAGAAAAACUUAAAUGAUAAGGAGGACCUAACCAUAAAACAGGAAAUUUUUUGAGUAGGCUACUUUAAGAAAUUUUAUACAGUAAACAAGAGCAAGCUGGGCAUGGUGGCUCACUCCUGUAAUCUCAGCACUUGGGAGGCUGAGGCAUGAGGAGCAUUGCAAGUUUGAGACCAGCCUGGGGUACAAAGUGAGCUCAAGGCCAGCCUGAACUGCAUAGCAACACUUUUUCUCAGAAAGAAAGGAAAGAAAAGAAAAAGAAAGAAAUUAGAAUAUUAACUUUUUAAACAAAAGUCCAAAUUGCCAAAAAAAAAAAAAAAAAAACAAUAAUUCAGUCCCACACUGUAAAUCUAGCAAACUUUUAAGAUUAAAUAAUCCUACUGUUGCUCAAACAAUCCGGAGACUAGAAAAAAAUCUCGAGCCUUAAAUUGCCAAGAAAAGAAAGAAUUCCAAAUUCAUUUUGUAAAAUGAAUAUAAUAGUGUUGAUUGAAAAAUCUGACAAAGAUUGUAUCAAAAGAAAUUAUAGGCCAGUCCAAAAAAAAGUUCUAAUGAUUUAGUAGCAAGUAACCCAGCAGCCCUUUCAAAGGAAAAUAAUCAUGACUAAGCUGAGUUUAUUACAGGAAUGCAAGAAUUUGAUAUUAGAUGAUCUUAAUAUUCAUAUUGAGAUUUUAAAUUAUGUGAUUAUCUCUGUACAUAAGAGAUUUGAUAUAAUUGAGAACUUAGUAAAUAUACUCUGUAAGUAGAAAUUGAUGAGUAAUGUAUCAACAUUAUACCUCUGCUUAAAAGCCAGCACCUUAAUAUUGAAACAAAAGAGGCAUUUCAACUAAAGUCAGGAACAACAUUAAGCCCACUAUCCUUUACUAUUUAACAUUGUGUUGGGAGUUUGAGCCAAGGAAAUUAGACAAAACAAACAGGAAUUUAAAAAAAAACUAUCUGCAGACAUUAUAUUUCUGGAAAUCCCAGAGGGAUUUGUUGAAAAACUAUUUUAAAAACUUAGUUGAUCAAGUGACAUUAGCCUUCACCAAAUAAGGGCACAUAUUCUGAUUCCAUUUAGUAGAAAUACAGUAUUGGGUAGGCAGAGUUUACAUACGCUAUCAGAAGUCAGCCUCUUGUUCACCUCUUCCCUUCCCAAGGCAAGUGCUAUUAUGACUUAAUUCAUCAUCAGUUUUACCUUUUUUGAACUUUAUGUAAGUGUAUAUUGUGUCCAUUAUUUUUUAACCUAGCUUCUUUGGCUCUGGAAAACAAUACAAGGGGACUCUGGUGCUGGUAAUGUUCUGUUUCAUGAUCCAGGUGCUGGUUACAUAGGUGCAUUCAUUUUAUGAAUAUUCAUCAAGCUGUACACUUAUGAUUUGUGCACUCUUCUAUAAUUAUACUUCAAUAAAAA